AUGUCGAUGCAGGAAAAGGUUUCUGCUGAGCAUCAUACCCUUGAGCAAGUCAACACGAUUGACAAACACAAGGAUGUCGUCGAAGUCAAACAAGUCAGCGGCAGCGAAGCCUACAACGAGGCUCUCAUCCAAGAGCCCGUUUCGUGGAACCAUCCUCGCUCAUUGCUGUUGUUUCUCAUCCUUUUGCCCGGCUUCUUCUGCCAGACCAUGAACGGGUACGACACCAUGUUGUUCGGCGGUCUCCUCAACAACAAAGAAUACUUCCUCAAGCAUUUCAACGGCGAGAACAAAGGUAUCUGGGCCGGCCUCAUCACCUCCAUGUACCAGAUCGGCGGAGUCUGCGCCUUGCCCUUCGUCGGACCCUGCAUUGACCAAUGGGGCCGUCGCCCUGGCAUGUUCAUCGGCAGCUUUUGUAUCAUCAUCGGCACCAUCGUCCAAGGUCUCACGUCCGCCAAUGCUUCCGAAGGACAAAUGAUGGGUGGCCGAUUCGUCCUGGGCUUCGGCGUCUCCAUCGCCGCGGCUGCCGGACCUAUCUGGGUCGUGGAAACGGCUCAUCCCAAAUACCGCUCCAUCAUGACGGGAUUGUGCAACACCACCUGGCUCGCGGGCUCCAUCUUGUCAUCUGGCAUCACCCGCGGCGGCUUGAACAUCAAAAGCGACACUUCGUGGCUGCUCCCCGUCUGGUUCCAGAUGUUCUUCCCCGUCUUGAUCUGUCUCUUCAGCUUUUGGAUCCCCGAAAGCCCGAGAUGGCUGUAUACUCGCGGAAAGCGCGAGUCUGCAGUCAAUACCCUGACCAAGUGGCACGGCCAUGGAAACAGAGAGUCACAAUGGGUCAAGCUCCAGCUUGCCGAGUAUGAAGAGUACUUGGAGAUGGAUGGUUCUGACAAGCGCUUCUGGGACUACCGUGCGCUGUUCAACAAGCGAUCGAGCCUUAUCCGUGUGUCUGUGGCUUGUUGGUUCUCGGCUUUCUCACAAUGGUGUGGAAACGGUGUCUUGUCCUACUUCAUGUCCGCCGUACUCGAUACCGCAGGCGUCAACGGGUCCAUCGGCAAGGCCAACGUCCAGCUUGGCUACAGCGUCGAACAGUUCAUCUUCGCCGUGAUCGGAGCACAUUUCGUCGAAAAGAUCGGCCGUCGUAGGAUGAUGCUGGCCGGCUUCUUCGGCGUCUCUGUCGUGUGGGUGUGCAUGACCGCAUCGGCCGGCACGCUUGCGCAGUCUCUCGUGUCCGGCAGCGUCGACGACAGCGACGCCGUCUUCACCAACGAGAACGCCGGCAAUGCGGUGCUCGCCUUUAUUUUCAUCUUCGGCGCCGUGUACUCUUUCAACAUUACGCCCUUGCAGGCCCUCUACCCGGUCGAAUGCAUCUCGUUCGAGAUCCGCGCAAAGGGCAUGGCCUUCCAGUCCUUCUUCGUCAACGCCGCGGGCCUGCUCAACCAGUUCGCCUGGCCGAUUGCAAUCAAGGAGAUCCAGUGGAAGACGUACAUCAUCUUUGUGGUCUGGACGUUCAUCCAGGGUGUUCUGGCGUACUUUUUCUUCCCCGAGACCAGGAAGAGGACUCUCGAGGAACUCGACAAGAUCUUCGAGGCCAGGAACCCUGUCAAGUACUCCGUUCAACAGCAUACCCUCGCAAUCACCGAGGACAAGACCGUCGUGGCGAUCGACAAGGACAAGGGUCAAGUCUAA
Molecule: messenger RNA, 1683 nt
Organism: Exophiala xenobiotica
Lineage: Eukaryota; Fungi; Ascomycota; Eurotiomycetes; Chaetothyriales; Herpotrichiellaceae
Exons: 7
Coding region: 1-1683 (560 amino acids)
Biological process (GO): carbohydrate transport; transmembrane transport
Cellular component (GO): membrane
Molecular function (GO): carbohydrate:proton symporter activity
Source: RefSeq, a predicted model, not a curated record